This is a messenger RNA of Anneissia japonica, 522 nucleotides long. Its product is annotated as G2/M phase-specific E3 ubiquitin-protein ligase-like. The transcript is spliced from 2 exons. Lineage: Eukaryota; Metazoa; Echinodermata; Crinoidea; Comatulida; Comatulidae. The record is from RefSeq and is a predicted model, not a curated record. Gene Ontology annotation, molecular function: ubiquitin-protein transferase activity. The coding region runs from base 73 to 522 and encodes 149 amino acids.
UUGUAAUCUUUGAUGUUCAAACUAUAAUGAAUAUACUGUAUUACGUAUAUACUUCAUAGGUUUCGUAAAGGUAUGGAAACACUAGGUGUGUUAAUAGCGGCAAUGCAGAGCCAACCAAUGUGCUGCCAAGAGGCAUUCAUAGCUGCCCCGGAUCCUAAGCUAACUGCUGCCAAAAUCAGAACGCUUUUUAAAACAAACUUUAGUGCCAUUGGAAGCAACUGGCGAGCAAAGGAGGACAGAACGGCAGUAUUCUGGCUUGACUACCUGAUGGAUGCAGAAGAAAAUGAAGCACAGUGUAGCUGUCAAAACGUUCUUGAAUUUGCAAGUGGGGCAACAGACAUACCAAUAACUGGCUUCGACGAUAAGCCAGAGCUGGAGUUUCUAAGGGACGACAGUAGAUUCCCAACCGCCAACACGUGUAGCAUUAUUUUUCGAUUACCAACAAAACAUGAAACCUAUGACAACUUUAAGGAGGCAGUGGAUUUCGGGAUAUUGAACACCCAGUCGUUUGGAAUGGCAUGA